Brettanomyces nanus is the source of this 1083-nucleotide messenger RNA. RefSeq lists its product as uncharacterized. The record is from RefSeq and is a predicted model, not a curated record. Gene Ontology annotation, biological process: cytoplasmic translation. The transcript has a single exon. NCBI's taxonomy places the organism in Eukaryota, Fungi, Ascomycota, Pichiomycetes, Pichiales, Pichiaceae. Gene Ontology annotation, cellular component: cytosol. Gene Ontology annotation, molecular function: metal ion binding; mRNA binding. Bases 1 to 1083 code for a protein of 360 amino acids.
AUGCCAUCAAAGAAACAGAAUAAGCAACAAAGGCAAGCUGAAAAGAAGUUGAAAUCGAAGAGAGCUUCUCAAGUUGCCGAGGAUAAAACAUUUGGGUUGAAAAAUAAGAAUAAGUCUAAGAGAGUACAGAAAUAUGUGGAGACGGUAAAGAAGCAGGAUCCUGAGUUGAGGAAGCAGGACGAAAUAGCUAAAAGAAAGGGAGAUGAAAAGAAGGCGAUAGAGAAGGCACAAGAGGAAGCUGCGAGGUUGCUAAAGACGUCGAUUCCAAAGCAGAAGAUACCAUUUGGAGUCGAUCCUAAAACGAUUCUAUGUGAGUACUUCAAAGUGGGAGCAUGUACUAGAGGAAAGAACUGCAAAUUCAGUCAUGAUUUGGGAAUAGUGAGAAAAGGCGAGAAGAGAGAUUUAUACACAGAUGAAAAGGAUAGAAUUAAAGAGCAAGAUCGAGAGGACAAGCUGAACGAUACCAUGGAUCAAUGGGACGAGGAAAAGCUCAGGAAGGUUGUUGCCAGUAAGCAGAAAGGAAAGCAGCCCUCUACGGAUAAGGUCUGUAAGUAUUUUAUUGGAGCAGUGGAGGAUGGAAAAUAUGGAUGGUUCUGGAAGUGUCCUAACAAUGAUUCUAAGAUGGGUAUUGAAUGUAAAUAUCGUCAUUCGUUACCUCCGGGCUUUGUGUUGAAGACUAAGGAACAGACGCGACAAGAGAGGUUGGAUGCAGAUAAGAUGCCUAAAAUUACAUUGGAAGAGUAUAUUGAAACAGCAAGAGAUCAAUUGGCUCACGAUAAGCUUACGGAGAUGACACAGGAGACAUUUACUAAAUGGAAAAAAGAUCAUAAGCAAAAGAUACUGAAUCAGAAAGAGGCUAAAAAGAUGACUAAGACGGUGUUGAAUGGUAGAGAAAUAGUGAUGAAGAAGUUCCAGGAUAGGUUCUUUAGAGAGGAGGAGGAACUUGCAGCAGAAAAGGGUACUGCAGUUGAUAUGUCAGAGUUUAGGAAGGCCUUGAAGGAGAUUGAUGAAAAGGAGAGUGAUGGUACAGUUAUAAAGGACUACGGAGAUGGUGAAGGAGCUUUUGCUGAAGCAAAUGCUUAA